Messenger RNA from Dentiscutata erythropus, 1388 nucleotides. NCBI's taxonomy places the organism in Eukaryota, Fungi, Glomeromycota, Glomeromycetes, Diversisporales, Gigasporaceae. The record is from the annotation of a GenBank genome assembly.
AUGUCUUCAAUCACUCAAGAACAAUCCGACGCUAUAAAUCAUAUAGUUCUUCCUCUGCAUCUCAUUUCUCUCAUUUCUUCUCUUACCGCAUGUAUAACGUUUAGCUUAAUUCGAAUAUACUAUCCUAAACUCGCAGAUCGAGUUUCAUUUCGUUUAACUUUUGUGGCUUUAUUCUGCGAUAUAGGUUAUGCUAGUCAUAAUUUAGCUAUUACUAUUUGGAAUCAAAUUCCCGGUUUAUGGUGUGGAUACGCGGCUUGGGGAACUGUAUUUUUUCCUCUUUGUUCUAUAUUUUUUAUUGAUUGUAUAGCUUUGAACCUUCAUAUAAUAUUCGUAAACGAAUAUAGGCCUCGUUAUAAUUUUGAGAAAUAUUAUUUUAUAAUUGCAUUUUCUUUUGCGCUUUUCCUCUCUCUCCUUCCCGCUACCGCUAAUAUGUACGGUUACGAUGCACCCGAAUCGGGUUGUUGGUAUCGUGAUUCGGGUCAAACACAUAAUAUAAUAUGGGAAUGGGUUACUUUAUUUGGUUGGAUAGAUGCAUCCAUAUUAUAUUGUACGACCGUUGUUAUUAUGAUCAUUUGGAAACUUAGAACUGUGUCAAAACAAGUUGAAAUUUUAAAAUCUUCGAAUUCUCAAUCAUCUGAUUCUCCUACCUUAAUUAAUAAGAAAUUGGUUUCCUCGGUUGUUAGAAGAGUCAUGUGGUAUCCUAUAGUGCCAUUGGUAGCUCAAUUUUUUAACUCAUACGUUGAAACGUAUGCUUAUGUUAAUAAUGGUGAUGUCCCUUUUUCUAUAUUUUCACUUUGUCUAUUUGGCAUAUCAAUUCAAGGAUUACUAAAUUCUUUAGUAUUUGCUCAAGAUAUUGCUGUCACUCAUGCUUUCAAAGCUGUUAAACUACAUUGGUGGGUCACCAUUGUUAGCUCUUAUGAGUCUCACUAUCCUCAUCGAUCUCACAAUAAAGCCAUUACAAAUGAGUACGACAUGCUUAGAAAAUCUAAUGAUUUUAUUGAAUUGAAAGCUCUGAAUUCCAACAAUGCUGAUUACAUUAAAAACGAUAUUAUCCUCAAUAUUUCUUCUACUCUGGUUAAAAAAGAUGAUUCAAAACAGGAUAUAACUCCUGACAAUCAAUAUAAUGAUCAGAAUAUUUAUUUAGUUCACCCUGAAUCGGUUCAUUUAAAAGAUUCCUCAACAGAUUUAUCACCCGAUAGUUUAAAUCCAUCAACUUCAUCAAAUCUAUUGAUAGGUAAUCCUAGAAAUAAUGUAAUUGAUAUUUCAAACCUUGUAGUUGGUGAUGAAGAAAAUCAAAUUAAUAUUACUUUUGUUGAUGGUGAACCAACAAAAAGAAUAUCAGAAGAGUUUCCUGAAGAAGUUAAGAUGCUUAAAUUGACAUUAAAAAG